GGAAUAUUUGUUUGCCUCUCUGAAGGUUUCGUAAAUUGUGACAGUCAAUUCACUGUAUUCCAGUAGUCCUCGCAAGCUGUUCAUUUCAAAAAUAAAACAUUAAAUUCCAAGAAUUCAAAGUCUCCAAGCAACCAAACCCAGGAAACAAAACUAUUGUACAUGAUAUUUACAUCUUUGUUGCCUGGGAAUCCUGUUGCUGCUCCACACCUCACUCCAAACACUUGCUAAAAGCAUGCAAUGGUUUUUGCAGCUGCCUUGCAGUUUAGGAAGGAUCAAGUCACAGACAUGAGGAUGAGAGAGCUGCGAUUCCUGAGUGGCUGAGGCAGCCAUGAGUAGUCGAGAGGUGGUUGUUCUGAGUGUGGGAGGUGUGAGAUUUGUAACCCGGGCUUCCACCUUGCAGCAGUUCCCUGAGUCCAGGCUGGCACGGAUGGUGAAUGACGAUGACCGGGAAUUUAAACUGGUGAAUGGAGAGUUUUUUGUGGACAGAGAUGGAGCUUUGUUUAGUUACAUCAUGGACUUCUUGAGGACUCUCCAGGUGUCCUUACCACCUGAUUUCUCAGACUAUCAGAGGCUGCAGAGAGAAGCAGAAUUCUAUGGACUCUACCCCCUGGCCAACCUCCUGAGCCAAGAACAUUUGCUGAAGCCGAGGUUGGAGAUCUUGGAAGUGCGUUUUUCUCUCCAAGAAAUGCAGGCCUUUUUCCGGAUCUUUGGUUCCUGCAGUACCACCAUUGAGGCACUAGCUGAGCAGAUCACUGUGUUUACAGGGCAGCAGCCAGGACAGGGCUGGAACAGCCCUUUUCCUUCCCAGAAACCACUCGUUCCACUUCCUUUGGAAAGACCCUCGCAUCAUGAUAUGGUUUUUCUGUGUGGUACUGAGUAUUCUGCUGGUGACCAGUUCGUGGCCAGGUAUGUUUCCAUAAAGCCUGAUAAAAGAAAGCUGAUUAAUGGUACUAACGUGCUAGGCCUGCUGCUUGACACUUUGCUCAGAGAUGGAUUUCGCCUCAUAAGCACCAGGACAGCCGGCAGUGAAGAGAAGGUUGAAUGCUACACUUUUGAAAGGAUGAAGAGGGCAGCAGGCCUUGCCAUCAUGGUGAACCAAACCCCAGGGAGCUCUGGGGUAGCACAGGCAAGGAGAAGCCAAGUGCAGAAAGGGAAAUAA
Molecule: messenger RNA, 1159 nt
Organism: Onychostruthus taczanowskii (white-rumped snowfinch)
Lineage: Eukaryota; Metazoa; Chordata; Aves; Passeriformes; Passeridae
Gene: KCNRG
Product: potassium channel regulator
Exons: 2
Coding region: 329-1159 (276 amino acids)
Biological process (GO): negative regulation of delayed rectifier potassium channel activity; protein homooligomerization
Cellular component (GO): endoplasmic reticulum
Molecular function (GO): protein binding
Source: RefSeq, a predicted model, not a curated record